Messenger RNA from Ictalurus furcatus (blue catfish), 2876 nucleotides. It is a transcript of the gene pacsin1b, whose product is annotated as protein kinase C and casein kinase substrate in neurons 1b. The transcript has 10 exons. Gene Ontology annotation, biological process: neuron projection morphogenesis; cytoskeleton organization; plasma membrane tubulation. NCBI's taxonomy places the organism in Eukaryota, Metazoa, Chordata, Actinopteri, Siluriformes, Ictaluridae. The record is from RefSeq and is a predicted model, not a curated record. The coding region runs from base 183 to 1514 and encodes 443 amino acids. Gene Ontology annotation, cellular component: plasma membrane; cytoplasm; endosome. Gene Ontology annotation, molecular function: protein binding; phospholipid binding.
GGUGUGGCAUUAUACUGUGUUACAGACUCUCGUGUAUCACAGGUGUACCAAAACUUGGGCACCAUACGGAGUAUCACUUGCAAGCCUGUUGCACUGUUAAGUCUGCGAUCCUCAGUGUAUGGUGAAAUCCCCUCUGCUGCAUUCAUCUACAGCCGUGAGUUUGUUCUGCCAAAUUUCACAGCAUGUCGGUUACCUACGACGAGAGUCUGGUGUCUGAUGAGACCACAGACAGUUUCUGGGAGGUCGGGAAUUAUAAGCGUACAGUAAAGCGCAUUGACGACGGCCACCGGCUCUGCAAUGACUUGAUGAGCUGCAUUCAAGAUCGAGCUAAAAUAGAGAAGGCCUAUUCACAGCAGCUAACAGACUGGGCUAAGAGAUGGAGACAGCUAGUAGAAAGAGGGCCACAGUAUGGGUCAGUAGAGAGGGCCUGGAUGGCAAUGAUGAAUGAAACAGAUAAGGUGAGCGAGCUUCACCAGGACAUAAAGAACAUGCUGAUAAAUGUGGACUUGGAGAAAGUGAAAAACUGGCAGAAAGACUCCUACCACAAGCAGAUUAUGGGAAGCUUUAAGGAGACCAAAGAGGCAGAGGAAGGCUUCAGAAAGGCUCAGAAACCAUGGGCCAAAAAGCUUAAAGAGGUGGAGACAGCAAAGAAAGCAUACCAUUUGGCCUGCAAGGAGGAGAAGAUUGCCUCCAACCGAGAAGCGAACAACAAGGGAGAAGCAUCGUCUACCACUGCAGAGCAGCAGAAGAAGUUCCAGGAGAAGUUGGACAAAUGUAGAAGCGAAGUUCAGAAGGCCAAAGAGAAGUACGUGAAGGCUCUGGAUGAGCUGAGCAAUUGCACGCCACAGUAUGUGGAAAACAUGGAGCUGGUGUUCGAACAGUGUCAGCAGUUUGAGGAGAAGAGACUGGCCUUCCUCAGGGAGGUGCUGCUGGAUAUCAAACGCCAUCUUAACCUCACAGAGAACCAAAGCUAUGCCUCAGUUUACAGGGAGCUUGAACGAACCAUCACCUCUGCCAGUCCUCAAGAAGACCUGAGGUGGUUCAGCAACAACCAUGGCCCAGGCAUGCACACGAAUUGGCCACAGUUUGAGGAAUAUAACCCAGAACUGGGCCAUGCCAUUAACAAGAAAGAAAAACUGAAAAAGAACCAUGAUGAUGUCACACUCACCCAUGUCAUGACUGUUGGGGACCAUCAGUCAUCACCACAGGUUGACAACCGCAGCAGCGUGAGCAGUUAUGAAAAGAACCAGGCAUACUCUGCAGAAUGGUCAGAUGAAGAGCAGGCAGCUGCAGAGACCAAUGGAGGCAGCAACCCAUUUGAGGAGGAAAGGAGCCAAGGCGUGCGAGUCAGGGCACUAUAUGAUUAUGAAGGGCAAGAACAAGAUGAGCUCAGCUUCAGAGUAGGUGAGGAGCUAACUAAACUAGAAGAUGAAGAUGAUCAAGGCUGGUGUAAAGGACGGCUGGACAACGGUCAGCUUGGACUGUACCCGGCCAAUUAUGUCGAGCCUAUUUAGUUGCCUUGUGUGGGGAAAAUGGUCUUCAUAACCAGAGACUCCAAUAAUUUUCCAUGAAAAACCGAACCUUAUACAUUCACACCAUAUCCUAACAAUUGAACAGAAGAAAAAUCUCAAAUGUACAUAAAGUAUACUCUAUCUGUUGUGUUCAUCUAUACAAUAGAUUUGGGUUAUCAGAAACAAAGCAUUUCCAUAUGUAAUGUAAUUUCAGCAGACACAAAGAAAGUUUUCAUAUCCCUGUGUGUCUGUAGCCUGUUCUUCUAUACGAUAUUUAUAUAACCCAGUCCAUGAAGCCUAGCAUAGCAAUACACUAUGCAAUAUGUAUAUGUUAUUAGUUUUAGGUGUUGUAAUGCCAGUCUCGCUAUUGUCCCUAAUGUUGGCUCUGUUUUAUUACUUAUUUAGUUUAUAACAUGCAUUUACAUGUCAUUUUAUCUCUUAUUUAUUGAUUCGCUUAGGUCCCUGUCAUGGGUAAAUAUGAUUGUGUGAUGUUUUUUAUCUCCGUGUUCGUCAUAUGAAGUCAGAUUUUUUGAUACGUGUUCGUGUUUUCACUUCACUUCUACCUGGAAUGCAGCCUGCGCUGGUAUUAGCUACCAUAUUGCAUCUGGAUUGUGAAGUGCUGGCACUGGCAUUUAGCAGUUUGGUUCAAGCGCAUAAGUUUGUACUCCUCGAGUGCUAUCAUUGUGCCCUUUUGGACAAAGCAAAAUCUCAAAAUGCUGUUUUUGUAGCAAUCACUUCUUCAAUUUAUAGUCUUACAUGGUUUAUGAGAAAAGUGUCAUGUUCACAUACUCACUGACUGACAAAGUAAUUAUCUCUUUAAUAUAUACCCAUAAUAUGCAUAUUUCUAAAUGCAACUUACAUAACAGUCCUCACGGAAACCUGAACUACUUUUUGUGCAUUUUAACAAAACACCUGAGUUGAGUGCCUAUUAACUUUGCAAACCAUUUCCUCUUAAGGUAAUGUUCUACAAAGUCCUCAUGACUGCUAUAUCAUGACCUUUGUGUUGAUAUGCAUAAAGGACAUAUGCAUAUGCCGUAAGGUAACGUGUAAUACUUUUAGGUAAAGGCAAUACUUUACCUCAACAAUGACAGUGCACCUUGCAAUGAAUAAAGCCUUGUUGGCAAUUUAAAUGAUAAAAGCCUCUGGGGUAUAGUCAGUAUUAACAAAGUUAUUAGCACUUCUGUGUAAAUAUUCCUUUCAACACUUCAGAAGCUUCUCUUUUCUGUUUUAUUAUAUAUUUCAAUAUUAAGGGCAUGGAAAUGGGAACACCAGCACAAUAUGAGUGUAUUUAAGCUCAUAUUUAAGCUUCUAAUGCUGGUGUAGUGACUGUUUAACUGUUCAGUUCAAAAUAAAAGCUUAACCUGU